UUGUCUCUCUAUCUCUCUUUCUCCCUUCGCCGCCUCCUCCUCUUGUCUCUUCUCUCCAACCGGCGACUUAGCCCUAACUAUGCCCUCAGCUCCGACCUAAUCGCCGGAGAAAGCCAAGCAAAAUCUUAUCGAACUUCAAGGAUAUGAUUGACUGCCUUCUUGCUGGCGAGAUAUCAAGUUCUGUUGGGUUCCUUUGCAUUGGUUGAAAGUAAUCAGUGAAAGUCUGGUUUAGAAUUCUCUUUUAAGAAAUGGACCGGCGUGAUACCUCGGGAUUUGUUAGCGGGGGUGGGAUGUACUCUUAUAGAGACAUCUAACCCUAGUUUUGUAGAUAGAUUUUUUUGCAGCCCGGAAGUCAGGCAGACUGUACUUUUGCAAUUGGUUUUAAGUUCGUGUAUUACAAUUGGACAUUAGCUAUAAUAAUGGAUGACAGGUUCCAGAACUUGGGUUUUGCUGCUAAUUAUUCUUCGAACGCAUUCAAGGUCUUGGGUAACUCUAUGCACUUUGGGGUAGCCAGAGUUGAGACUCGUGCAGAUACUAUCUUACGUCUAAAUUCCCCUGGUGCUUCACUCCCUUUUAUGUCAAGCUCAAAGGGAACUAAACGGAAGUGGAGUUUGGUUGAUCCCUCUGUCUGCCCCCAAGUUGACUCAUCGUUGUCUCUUGGAUUGCUUGGCCGUUCAUCAAGUUCCUCAGACAGCAAGGGCAGCUCAGCAACUGCUUGCACUACGAUGUCUUCAGCCAAAGAGGCGGACGAGGAGUCCUCGAUGGAUCUGGAAUUGGACUUUACAUUGCAUCUUGGCAAUGAAAAGUUGUCCAGCCCCAAGAAACACACUAUUUCAAAUGUUAAAGCACUGGAGGUGCAGCCCAAAGUUGACUUGGAGUUGAGUCUCUCUACUGGCCCCUCUGAAUCUGAAAUCACUAGUGUUCAUCUAUGUUCCAAUUCACUUCAAUCUGGAGUAGAGAUGCCACCAUCAGCUUUUCAGAGCAACAGUGCAGAUGAAGGAUCAACUUCGUGCCAAUGGAAACAAGAGAUUGCGGUGCAGCCAUUGCCAACAUCAGCCAACGUAAGGGAUAGCUUUCUAUUCAAACAGGUUCCCCAAAAAAUUGAUCCAAGUCCCAUUGUUCUGGACCUUUCAUCAAGUGUAUUAACUGCUCCAAAAAGCUCAGUCACCUGUACUUCCGGGUUAACACAGCAGCAACAGACGCAACUGCGCAGUACUAGUUCAAAGACAUGUGAGGUUGAGGGAUGUGGAAAGGGAGCUAGAGGUGCUUCCGGCCGAUGCAUAUCUCAUGGUGGGGGUCGUAGGUGUCAAAAACAAGGUUGCCACAAGGGUGCUGAGGGCCGGACAGUGUACUGCAAGGCCCAUGGGGGUGGACGGCGGUGUGAAUUUCUUGGGUGCACGAAGAGUGCAGAAGGACGGACGGAUUUCUGUAUUGCUCAUGGUGGUGGUCGAAGAUGCAGCCAUGAGGGUUGCACUCGAGCUGCCCGAGGGAAAUCAGGCUUGUGUAUCAGGCAUGGUGGUGGCAAGAGAUGUCAGAGAGAAAACUGCACGAAGAGUGCAGAAGGGCUUUCUGGCCUCUGUAUCUCACAUGGAGGUGGUCGUCGUUGCCAAGCUUUAGGAUGCACAAAGGGAGCGCAAGGGAGCACCAUGUUCUGCAAGGCUCAUGGUGGUGGAAAACGGUGCACUGCUCCAGGAUGCACCAAGGGAGCUGAAGGGAGUACUCCUUUCUGCAAGGGCCAUGGUGGAGGUAAAAGAUGUGCUUUCCAAGGUGGUGGGGUUUGUUCGAAGAGUGUGCAUGGUGGUACCAACUUCUGUGUGGCACAUGGGGGAGGUAAGAGGUGCGCCAUGCCUGAGUGCACAAAAAGUGCUAGGGGACGGACCGACUACUGUGUUCGCCACGGUGGUGGCAAACGAUGCAAGUUUGAAGGGUGUGGCAAGAGUGCACAGGGCAGCACUGAUUUCUGCAAGGCACAUGGUGGAGGAAAGCGAUGCUCUUGGGGCCAUCCGGGAUCAGAAUACGGAAACCAACCUACUGGUCCUUGUAACUCAUUUGCCAGGGGCAAAACGGGGCUUUGUGCUCUCCACAGUGGCCUGGUGCAGGACAAAAGAGUUCAUGGAGGUGUCACCUUGGGACCUUUAGUUCAGGACCCUAAACACGAGAAGCCAGAGAAGACGAAAGAGGUUAUCGCAGAGGACAUGAACCUCGACGUCACUAAAGUGGCGAGUAGCAGUUUCUUUGAUCUCAAGCAAUCCGGUGGUGCGAGUAAUUUCUCAGUUGGGGAAGGCAGGGUGCACGGUGGAAGCCACUUCGUCAAGGUUAGUUCAGUUCUCGGUGCAAGCAGCAGUGCAGGUGUUGUCAUCAGCGACUCCUCCAAGCCAAUGAAACCUUACAUGCUGCCGCGUAAUUGGAUGUAAUGCUCCGGUUCCUCCCCUGCUAUUUAAUUACGUUUUCCCGUUGUUGGCAGGCAUGUCCGGUGUCAUUUGCAUUAUAGUCAGGUCUGUUGUUUUCAUGUGUUUAGUUUAAGUUAUGAGUUGGUCAUUCAUUGGUUCCUAGUUGAGAGAACCAUCGAGUACUUUCUACACAGUUGUUAAAAUUAAGGUAGGAUACAGUUUGGUGUUUUUCUUUCCUGUAAAUAUUUAUAAGGUGUCCUGUCAGUUAAUGUCGUGGAUACAGGUCGCGCCACCUGUAAGGUCGGUCAGUUUGUCGGACAUUCUGGUUAAUAAGAAGACCUAUCUUUCGGUUCUUCUU
This is a messenger RNA of Morus notabilis, 2748 nucleotides long. RefSeq lists its product as uncharacterized. Bases 420 to 2414 code for a protein of 664 amino acids. The record is from RefSeq and is a predicted model, not a curated record. The transcript has 2 exons. Lineage: Eukaryota; Viridiplantae; Streptophyta; Magnoliopsida; Rosales; Moraceae.